GAUUCCCAGUGUUGUGAUGGGUCGCCGGCCACUGGUUGCCUUUCCGGGCCCGCAGGCAGGACACCGGAAGGAGCUCCCGAGCCCGUGACCCUGCAGCGGAAGUGCAGGCCGAACGUCGGCGAGAAGGAUCGCGGCCUCCUUAACUAAUCUCUAAUCUCAGACCUGCGGCUCUUCCUCAAGGGUUGGGACCCAGAAAAAGAAACUGUCUAGCCAAGGAGACCAUGCUUGAUGGUGCUUCCAGACACCAUGUCAACACUGUGCCCUCAGUUGCUGGUGGCAGCUGCACAGCAGACCUUGGGCAUGGGAAAGAGAAAGGGUUUACCUCGAUCUACCUGUCUCCAUCUAGCUGGAGAGGUACUGGCUGUGGUCCAGGGGUUGAAGCCUGCUGUACUUUAUGAUUGCAACUCUGCAGGAGUAUUGGUGCUUCAGAGCUAUUUGGAGAAGCUGCAGGAACUGGGCUUCCUGGCCUCAGGACUUCACAUUCUUGACAUUGGAGAGAACAGCCUAAUUGUGGAUCCUAAGCAAGCAUGUCAGCAUUUGGAGCAGGUGCUCCUUGGGACCAUAGCCUUCGUGGAUGUUUCCAGUUCCCAGCCUCACCCUUCUAUCUGUUCCUUGGACCAGCUUCAGAAUGUGAAGGCUCUUGUGACCGAGAUCAUCACACAUCUGCAGGGGCUGCAGAAAACCCCAUCCUUAGCAGCCUCCCACAGCAGGCUCCAUUCCUCACAGUGGAAUCUCUGUACUGUAUUUGGCAUCCUCUUGGGCUACCCUGUCUCUUAUACUUUUCAUGUGAACCAAGUUGAUGACAACUGUUUAGCCCUGACUCCAUUACGAGUAUUCACUGCCCGGAUGUCAUGGCUGCGAGAUCAAACCCCAAUCUUGCUCUAUUCCUUUAGUAUCCCGGAGAGAUUGUUCCCAGCUUUGAGUGGUAUUCUAAAUACCUGGGAGAAGGAUCUCAGAACUCGAUUUAGGACUCAGGAUGACUUUGCUGAUCUUAGAAUCUCUUCUGAGAUAAUCACACUGCCAGCUGUGGCCCUCUGACUUUAAUUCUCCUUCCAUGUAGAAGGUAUUUAGUCAACAAUCACCUCUGGCUUAUCAGUGUCAAAUAAGACU
This is a messenger RNA of Perognathus longimembris pacificus (Pacific pocket mouse), 1110 nucleotides long. RefSeq names its product UPF0739 protein C1orf74 homolog. The coding region runs from base 229 to 1038 and encodes 269 amino acids. The transcript has a single exon. NCBI's taxonomy places the organism in Eukaryota, Metazoa, Chordata, Mammalia, Rodentia, Heteromyidae. The record is from RefSeq and is a predicted model, not a curated record.